UGGAACGAGCUGGCCCUGGACGUGGGCUCGCCGCCGCCGGAGCUGUCCGCGCUGUCGCGGUGGCAGGCGGACGUGCAGGGGGCUCUGCAGCCGGGCCGCUGGCUGCCGGGCCUGCGCACGCCGCACAUGUACGAGGAGAGCUGGCGAGUGGCCUCAUCGCCCAGCGUGUGCCUGCUCGCCGCCGUGCGCGCCGCCAAGCAGCUGCGACGCUCCAUGAAGUGCCAGGUCAAAACCAUGUCAGAGUGGUCGGACCAGGCCAGAGCGACGCUCUACUUCUUUACGGACUCCAUGGGCUGGCUGGACGUGGUGGACAUCAGCCUUACGCCAAUGGACGGAUCCACGCUCAUCACGCUGCGCUCCUGCUCCAGCGGCCUCUUCCCAGUCAGCUUCCCUCUGGCGCCGCUGCUGAACGUGUGCUUGUUCUUCUUCCCGUUCUACGACAUUGGCCAGAACCAGUGCUGGAUCAGCGCCCUGAAGCAGAGGUUCGACCUGGAGAUCACGCUGAUGCGUCAGUAUCGUCCAUGCUAGUCUGACUGCCCGGACUUUCAUACUAUAUCGACAGCUAUCGCUUGUGUCAUCGUCUUGAUCUUGAAAGUUAGCCAAUGCCGGCAGUGAACAAUACGCGAUCGUUAUUCCGUACUCCUAUGCGUUACGGCAAAUAUCACAUUUAUUCACACAGCUGCCAAAGCACUGUUAAGUAGGAUUUCGUGGUGACUGUCAAGCGGCUUGGUGGUGACUGCGAUGUGUCGGAGCGGAGAAGCUGCUUCUCAUAGACGUUCGACGCAAGAGUGUCUGCUGACCGGCCGGCUCAUCCUCGUUGCCACGCGUCGUUUGCAUACCGUUUCGCCCCUUGCGCUCGCUGACGGCGUAGCUGGCUGUCCACGGAUCCGUGAAGAUCCGAUUGGUGCAUGCCGAUAGCAUGGGCUCAGGAAAGGAUAGGCCUCUCGUGGCCUUUUUAGACCGAGCCAACAUUCCCCGGGGCCAGACGUCCGCUGAAGUGUUGUGCUAAUGUUUGAGGAAUAUGACGAAAACAACAGCCUGAGCAAUCGGCUCAUUGGGAUGAUUGAUGUCUCGUCCUAAUAUUGUUGUUAGUCACAUGUCUUAGAACGUGCGUAUGUUAAAUCACAAUCAUUAACAAGGGAGACUGGAACCGGAGUGCAAUACAUGAUU
Pollicipes pollicipes is the source of this 1170-nucleotide messenger RNA. RefSeq lists its product as uncharacterized. Bases 127 to 528 code for a protein of 133 amino acids. The transcript has 4 exons. The record is from RefSeq and is a predicted model, not a curated record. Lineage: Eukaryota; Metazoa; Arthropoda; Thecostraca; Pollicipedomorpha; Pollicipedidae.